CUCAACCCUUGUUCCGCGCCGGGACCCCGCAGCAGCGGCCGCGGCCGAGGCAGCUGCAGAGGCGGAGCGGUCGCCUGGCGCGCGGGGGGACGCCGGCUGCACUCCAGGGCAGGCGCUCUGCAGUGAGACAGUAAAUGCAUCCCCCGGAAAUCAAGGACCCGUCAGAAAAUAAGGAAAUACCACGGCCGGGCCCAGGCGGCUCUCAGGAAAGCCUCUCCUCAAACAGAUCCUCUCGGGCGCGUUCCUUCCUCCCCUUCCCGGGCGCAGAUGUCGGCUCCACCGGAAGGGGCCGAAGUGACCGGGGCGGCGGCCAGGGAGACUCUCUGUAUCCAGUCGGUUACUUGGACAAGCAAGUGCCUGAUACCAGCGUGCAAGAGACAGACCGGAUCCUGGUGGAGAAGCGCUGCUGGGACAUCGCCUUGGGUCCCCUCAAACAGAUUCCCAUGAACCUCUUCAUCAUGUACAUGGCUGGCAAUACUAUCUCCAUCUUCCCCACUAUGAUGGUGUGUAUGAUGGCUUGGCGACCCAUUCAGGCCCUUAUGGCCAUUUCAGCCACCUUCAAGAUGCUAGAAAGUUCAAGCCAGAAGUUUCUUCAGGGUUUGGUGUAUCUCAUUGGGAACCUCAUGGGUCUGGCAUUGGCUGUUUACAAGUGCCAGUCAAUGGGACUGUUGCCUACACAUGCGUCAGAUUGGUUAGCCUUCAUUGAGCCUCCUGAGAGGAUGGAGUUCAGUGGUGGAGGACUGCUUUUGUGAACCUGAGAAAGUGGCACAUGGUGCCUACAUACUUGGAUCUCACAUACAACUUUCUGUAAUGCCUACGAGCUCCUCCUCAGCACACUAACCCUUUAUAUUAAUACUCAUGCAAAAAGAACCAAAAGCUCUUUUUCCCAUGGUGAGGAAGAGACAAAAUCUUAGAAAGACAGCAUAUGAAUCACAAAAGAAACUGUGCCACAACCCUUGACUGAAAAUAAUGUAGAAAACUUUAUUUAUGUUUCCAGUACAGAGCAAAACAACAAAUAAAACCCUAACUCUAUGUAAACAAAAGAAUGGUUGCUGCUAAAUCAAGAACCACAGCAGCAUCUUUCAAUAUAAAUUAAAUGGCUGAGAACAAUGUGUAAAAAAAAAAAAAAAAAAAAGAGUUGCACAGUUUCCUUUAAAUCUAUACCUUCCCUAAUAUUUCACUUUUAUUUAACACAAGCAGGGACAUAAAAAUUCUAUUGGAGAUACUUGUGAAGAUGUGAGAAAUUAAUGCUGGAUUCAGAUUAUACAUUAUGAAAAAAAUAAACCAGAUAAAAAGAGCAUAUAAA
Manis pentadactyla (Chinese pangolin) is the source of this 1306-nucleotide messenger RNA. RefSeq names its product ER membrane protein complex subunit 4 (gene EMC4). The transcript is spliced from 6 exons. Gene Ontology annotation, cellular component: EMC complex. Lineage: Eukaryota; Metazoa; Chordata; Mammalia; Pholidota; Manidae. Gene Ontology annotation, biological process: protein folding in endoplasmic reticulum. Bases 135 to 752 code for a protein of 205 amino acids. The record is from RefSeq and is a predicted model, not a curated record.